UUUUUAAGACGCAGCACGGGAAGAUCCCGAGAGAAAGAGAGAUCGGGUUAUGAGAAAAAAGCGGAAUGAGCGAGCACGUGUGAGCCCCGAGGACAUGACGUCAUCUCAGCCCCGAAUCCUCAUUGGUCCGACCCAUACACCUCCUCCUCGUCACCCACGUACCGUACACCAUGCAACGAAGAAUCACAUCCACAUGGUGCACCCGCACUCUAUUGGAUGUUUACCUUCUCGUUUGUGAGGAUCCGCUCCCACCAUCCAACAGGAAUCGAGAAGAGGAUGUUGAAACACGUGGGAUCGACUAGCCCGGUUCGAUCCCAAAAUGGACGGAGAUGGAAUAAAGAAGAGAAAGAGAGUCUGGUGUGCGACCCCAUGAUUUCUUCAUCCCGAUGUUCCAGUUAUUCGAGCCUCUGCGACGGCGCUUCCCUAGUUUCCACGGUGAAAAGCCAACCUUCACCCAUGAAGAGGAUGGCGAUGAUGAAGAUCUACGCGAGAUGUCUUCGACCGGACGUGGAAUACAAGACCCUUUUGAUCGGAGGAGAGACGACGAGUGGAGAAGUGAUUCGGACGCUGAUCCAAAAAUGUCGGCUUCCAUUCAACGAUCCCAAUCUCUACAUCCUCACCAUGGAAGUCGGUCUCAAACGAGGGGGAGUGGAUAUGAAGACGGUGUUGCUGCUGGACGACUCGGCGCGGCCGAUGGACUUGGCGGCGAUUCACACGGAAGGAAAGUUUUGUCUCCGAAUGAGGCCUGGGGGUGGGACCCUAGAUAUCUACGAUCCUGCCGCCGCCUCUGCUGCCGCUCUCUCCGACCACUCUCAUUUCAAGAGCCUGUUCGUGUCCGAGAGGACGACAGCCGAACAAGUGAUUCGACUCUUGCUCGACGGCUACGACAACAAGGACGACGAGAAACACUUCUCACUCUACGAGGUACCCCCGCAUUCCAUGCCUAUCCUGCCGUGGAGCGCGAGCGACCUUGCGGAGAAGCACAAGUGGAUGACGUCAGAGCCGGAGACAGACGUCGACGCGGAGGAAGCACUCUUUUACAUUUGAAUCCCAAUUGGAAUAUCUUCGAACCUAGUCAUUGCACGUCUCUCUUCAUUUCCCUUUAUCCAAUGAAACCCCUCCUGAU
This is a messenger RNA of Darwinula stevensoni, 1126 nucleotides long. The record is from the annotation of a GenBank genome assembly. Lineage: Eukaryota; Metazoa; Arthropoda; Ostracoda; Podocopida; Darwinulidae.